This is a messenger RNA of Maniola jurtina (meadow brown), 1429 nucleotides long. It is a transcript of the gene PIG-M, whose product is annotated as GPI mannosyltransferase 1. The transcript has a single exon. The coding region runs from base 1 to 1296 and encodes 431 amino acids. Gene Ontology annotation, molecular function: alpha-1,4-mannosyltransferase activity; GPI mannosyltransferase activity. Gene Ontology annotation, cellular component: membrane; glycosylphosphatidylinositol-mannosyltransferase I complex. The record is from RefSeq and is a predicted model, not a curated record. NCBI's taxonomy places the organism in Eukaryota, Metazoa, Arthropoda, Insecta, Lepidoptera, Nymphalidae. Gene Ontology annotation, biological process: GPI anchor biosynthetic process.
AUGGAUUUCCUGACCAAAUUUGUUAAGUGCGAAUUUCGUACGCACGUAGAAAUCGGUGUUUUGAUCCGUGUGGCGUUAAUCGUAUUCGGUAUAUACCAUGAUAAAUAUUCUGCUGUAUCGUAUACGGAUAUAGAUUAUAAAGUUUUUACGGACGCAGCCAAGCAUGUUUACAAAGGGGAUUCCCCGUACAAACGUGACACGUACAGGUACAGUCCACUCAUAGCUUUUAUGCUGUUGCCCAACGUGUUUUACAGCCGAACCUUUGGCAAGCAACUGUUCUGUUUAUUCGAUGUCCUUGUUGCUAUUGCGUUGAAAAUUUUGGUUGAACGCCAGUUAAAAUCUAAAGAGAAUGCUUCGAAUAUUGCUAAAUACUGCUCGUUAUUUUGGAUCUAUAAUCCGAUGAGUAUUGUGAUUUCUUCUCGAGGGAACGCAGAUUCCGUUCCUUGCUUUUUCGUAAUUCUAUCAAUACUUUUCCUACAAACCGAUAUAGUCAAAGGUUUCUCAAAGUACAUUUUAUCCGGAAUUUUCUUAGGCUUCUCAAUACAUUUACGCUUGUAUCCUUUAGCGUUGAGUUUUCCAAUGUACUUAUCCCUGGGCGAAUACAAAAUCAAUCGAAAUACUAAAUUAGUAUCUGGUAUUCUAUCGCUAAUGCCAAAUAGAAAACAAUUGUUACUUACAUUCAGUUGCAUUUUAACUUUGUUUUCUUUGACCUAUGCAAUGUAUAAAAUGUACGGAUAUGAAUUUUUAUUCGAAACCUACAUCUACCAUCUUUUUAGAAAGGACACAAGGCAUAACUUUUCAGUUCUAUUCUAUUAUUCAUAUUUAAACAUGGACGAUAUAUCUUUUGAUGGAGUUAAGAUAAUUUUGCAAACUUUUGAGGUUAUUAUUCUGUUCGUCAUAAGUUUGACGUUUGGGACGAAGCCAGAGACUUUGUCUUUCGCUCUGUUCUGUCAAACUGUCGUUUUAGUUACGUAUAAUAGUGUAAUGACGUCACAAUACUUUAUAUGGUUUCUCUCCCUUUUGCCGUUGGUAGUUCACAGUUUCAAAAUGAAGGUAUCGCAAGCAUUUAUAUUGUUUGUUCUUUGGAUAUCUUCUCAGGGAGCUUGGUUAUUUUACGCGUAUUUACUAGAGUUUAAAAGUAGGGAAGUUUUUCUUUUUGUUUGGUUAAAAGGCAUCGUAUUCUUCUGCGCGAAUAUUUAUAUUCUUGCACAGCUUAUAAAGUGUUAUAAACCUGGCUAUGGUUUCGGACUUUGUCAAACUAAUGAAGUAAAAACCAAAGAUAUUUUAAAUACCUAGUAUCUAGUACAACUAGGUACUUCCUGAUCCCAAGUCAGUAACUUAUACCUACAAUUGACUUAGGUUGAGAACUAUAGAGAGCUCUUUGUCUAUGGUCAGACUUAAGACGCUGCUAAAACGAGACAGCGUUAUA